AAGAUAUUAAAGUAACGAGGUUCUCUGUAUAAACCGGACGUUAGCGCAUCCUGUGAGUUGCGCAACAGUCGCGAGGUCAGCAGCAUUGCAACUUUUUGGCGCCAAGUGAGUGCAAGGCGCUAUAUAUUCCACUUCCAAGUGAAUCGCUUUGUAAAAUUAUGCCGCCAAGGAAAGCAACAAAACGAUCAGCACUGACUACCCCGAAGGGUCCAAGAGAGCCGAAACAGAUCAGGAAGAAACAAGAAUUGAUUGUGAAACCUGACUUCCGACAAAUUCCGAGCGGCGGCGUGAUAUUGGUAUUUGGACAAGGUGAUGUAGGACAACUUGGUUUAGGAGAAAAUGUUGUUGAAAAGACACGUCCAGCAACUGUUCCUGGGUACCAAGAUAUUGUUGCUAUAGCAGCUGGUGGUAUGCACAAUGUCUGUUUAAGAGAAACAGGAGAAGUAUUAACAUUUGGGUGCAACGAUGAAGGAGCAUUGGGACGGGAUACUUCUAAAGAUGGUUCUGAAAGUGAACCAGGCUCCGUCAGUCUACCUUCCAAAGCUGUUCAGGUGACGGCUGGGGAUUCCCAUAGUGCGGCUUUACUGGAAGAUGGACGGGUGUUUGCAUGGGGCUCCUUCAGGGAUUCUCAUGGCACUAUGGGUCUAACUUUGAAAGGAAACGAACGAUUUCCGAUAGAAAUACUGCCUAAUGUAAGAAUAGUAAAAAUAGCAUCCGGUGCUGAUCACUUAGUAUUACUUAAUGAAAAUGGGCAUGUGUAUACAUGUGGAUGUGCAGAACAAGGUCAACUAGGACGCUUAGGUGCUAGAGCAGCUAGUAGAAAUACCCGUCACGGCAUGGGUCCUUUGUUAACUCCAGCUUUAGUUGAAUUUAAAGUUACUAAAAAAUUAGAGUUCGCUGAUAUAUGGGCUGGAACAUAUUGUACAUUUGCUAAAGAAUAUCAAAAAGGAGAUAUAUAUGUAUUUGGUUUAAAUAAUUAUUAUCAAAUUGGUUUAAAAGAUCCUGUUACUCAUUUUCACCCCCAAAUUUCCAAAACUUUUAGUGGAAAGGUUUGGAAACACAUUAGUAGUGGCCAGCAUCAUACUAUAGCUCUAGAUGAUUCUGGCCAGGUAUUUGUUUUGGGUCGUAAAGAAUACGGUCGCCUUGGACUUGGUCCUAACUGUUCAGAUGCAAAAGAGUUAACGCCAGUUCCUGCUUUAAGUUCCAUUAAAUGCGUUGACGUUGGGGCGGGAAGUGCUCAAUCUUUUGCUGUUACUGAAUCAGGGGAUUUGUACUCGUGGGGUAUGGGUUCGAGCGGCCAGUUGGGAACAGGAGAAGAAGAAGAUUCUGAAAAACCUGUGUUAGUUAAAGGAAAACAGUUAGAUGGUAAAACGAUAGUACGAGUUUCAGGUGGAGGACAGCAUACAUUAACGUUAGCGACAACGUCCCCCGUUAAAAAAAAAACUGCCGGUUAAUGGCAACUUGUUUAUUAAAUUUAAAGUGUUUCGCGCAUGUGAUAGCAAUUUGGACAACGAAAUGAAGAAAAUCUAACGAAAUUGAACUUUCUUGCACAAAAAUCAUGGUUGAGAAGAAAGUGUAAUGAAUACAUUUUUUAUGAAGUAUCGUAAUUUCGAUAGUAACACGCGAUACUUAAAUGUGUGUAUAAUUUUUCUUUCUAUUGUUAUUUUUUCUACUUAUAAUUGUGUAUUACAAUAAAAUACAUUUUUCUACUUGAGAAUUA
This is a messenger RNA of Osmia lignaria (orchard mason bee), 1720 nucleotides long. It is a transcript of the gene Rcc1, whose product is annotated as Regulator of chromosome condensation 1. The record is from RefSeq and is a predicted model, not a curated record. Lineage: Eukaryota; Metazoa; Arthropoda; Insecta; Hymenoptera; Megachilidae. Gene Ontology annotation, molecular function: guanyl-nucleotide exchange factor activity. Gene Ontology annotation, cellular component: cytoplasm.